Rhipicephalus microplus (southern cattle tick) is the source of this 2171-nucleotide messenger RNA. RefSeq names its product ATP-binding cassette sub-family G member 4. Gene Ontology annotation, cellular component: plasma membrane. Gene Ontology annotation, molecular function: ATP binding; ATP hydrolysis activity; ABC-type transporter activity. The record is from RefSeq and is a predicted model, not a curated record. NCBI's taxonomy places the organism in Eukaryota, Metazoa, Arthropoda, Arachnida, Ixodida, Ixodidae. Gene Ontology annotation, biological process: transmembrane transport.
AUGUCAUAACCACUCAAGCCACCAUGAAAAAUCAUUGACGAGUAUGCUCUGCUGAAUUCACGGUGGAUAACUUGUCAGGAAGCUGUAGCGUUUGAAGAAGCUGCACGGUUCUGGGCUUGUGGCUGCUCCAACAGCAUAUCAACAGAGUGGCACUGGAAUAGUGAAGGCAACGCCUGGCGGGAAAAGCGGGCCACCAAACAUAAUGGCGGAUAUUUCCUUACCUUUGCAAGAAAGGGACAACCUUUACGACAAAGAGAAAAUCAACUCUGUGCGCACGAAACUGAGCGCUGCCACGGAGUCACUUAUUCAAGACAUAAGGUGUCCGCCUAUUACCCUCGAGUGGAAAAACAUAUCUUUCUUCGUGAAAAACAAAACAGGGAAGCGAGAGCUGCUGAGUCGGCUGUACGGAAAGGCCUCCCCCGGCACCCUCACCGCCGUAAUGGGACCUUCGGGAGCUGGAAAGACCACGCUUCUCAACAUCCUGGCUGGUCACGUCCACAAGGAUUACGAAGGUGAAGUACACGUGAAUGGCUACCUCCGAAGCGUGGAACUGUUCAAUAUGCAGAGCUGCUACGUCAUGCAAGACGACUGUUUGCUGCAAGAGCUGACUGUACGCGAAGCUAUCGCCUUGAGCUUGGAGCUGAGGACCUCGACAAUUCGAGGCGAGAACAUUGCCCUCCUCGUGACCGAAGUAAUGGAGCAAUGGGGCCUCGAUGAAUGCGCAGACACGUUGACUAGAUCUCUUUCUGGCGGAGAGAGGAAGCGCCUGGCCAUUUCACAAGAGCUUAUCGGUAAUUCACCGGUGAUAUUGCUCGAUGAGCCGACCAGUGGCCUUGACAGCAGCUCGGCGCUGCGCUGUGUUAAGGUGCUGAAAUCACUCGCUGCUUCCGGACGCACCGUGCUGUGCUCGAUACACAACCCGAGUGCCCGCCUGUUCUCUCAAUUUGACAACCUCUACAUGCUCUCCGAAGGAAAAUGCAUAUACAAUGGUUCAGUGGCGCAGCUGCCACCAUUCUUGGAAUCUUUGGAAUCUCACAAGUUUCAUUGCCCUGUGCACAGCAGUCCAUCUGACUUGAUUACAGAGAUAGCUUUUGGCGAACACGGAGAGAUGACGACCAAGUUAUCAAGUCUCUUCAUUCCUGAUGACAUCCCCGUGAACAGCGAGAAUACGUCUGAAUCAUCGUCCCUCACCAGCUAUGGUGGACGAAUAAUGAGUGAUAAGGAAAAAGAGGAAAUGAAGCGGCAGUAUGAAGUACGAUUGGGCUACUGGAAGCAGUUCAAAAUACUCAUGAAAAGGUGCUUCUUGUGUGUCACACGAAACAAGGCCACUUGCAUCGGGCGCAUGCUGGCUUGCAUGUUCUUUGCCCUAAUGCUCUCCGUUAUAUACUACGAUUCCGGCAACAAGGUGUCGCAAAUAAGGGAGACCAUCAUGAUGUACAUCGUGGCGAUGCUGAUGCUGCUCUUUGCAUACGCCGGUGCAAAUGUUUUGACAUAUCCUCUGGAGAUCAAUGUUCUGCUAAGAGAGCAGAGAAAUUGCUGGUAUAGCCCAGGCCUCUAUUUUGUGUCACGAGCACUUUCCGAACUGCCAAUGACGAUCCUUGGCCCCGCCUUCAUGAUGCCCAUCGUGCACUGGAUGACAUCUCAACCAAUGGAGUUCAACCGCCUAGCUCUCGUCAUCCUUUUCUCCUAUUCAGUACGCCUCCACGAGUGAAAGCAUUGGAUACGUCACAUCCACUCCUUUUAGUCCUGAGGUCGCCGUGAUGCUUUGCCUUCCUGCGGCGACGCCUUCGUUCUUGUUCUGUGGCUUCUUCGUGCGCCCACGACAUCUGUUCCCGGCCAUCAGGUGGCUCACGUACACUUCGCACUUGUACUACGUGCACCGUGGCAUCAUGUACGCCCUGUACGGUGACAGACGCGGCGAACUGACGUGCGGUGAAGACGUGGACGCUGAUGUCCUGUGUGUCCCCGUCGGGGGAGACACCGUUCUCGACAUAAUCGAUGCGGCGGAUGUGGACCUACUGGCUUGCGCGGCGGCUGUGCUGGGUAUAGACAUCUUGCUGAAGGUCGUUGCUUUCGCUCUACUAAAGUGGCGAUUACGGCGCAAGCAGUGAACCCAGCUUCGCAUAGAACCGGUUAAAGAAACAUUUAUUCAAUAAGUAUACCCAAAAACU